CGUAGCAGUGACAACGCCGCCGCGCGCAAAGCUGUUCGUCGCCAUGGCCAUCCACACACCGCUCCUUCGGCUGCUACCUCUGCUGCUCAUGCUCCUGCCGUCUCCCCUGCGGGAUUACCUCUCGCCGGCCAGACACGAGCUGGGCGGUCACGGCCAGCUCGAAGCCCGCCACCCGAUCAUUAUCUUCCCUGGCUUCAGCUGCUCCAACUUGGAAGCGCGGCUCACCGACGACUACACGCCGUCGCUUCCGCACUGCGGCGCGCUCAAGGGCAAGGGGUGGUUCCCGCUGUCGACCAACCCAUGGGACCUGGUCGAGCACGACUACAUCCCCUGCUUCGAGGAGCAGAUGAGCCUGGUGUACGACCCCGUGCUCAACGACUACCGGAACCGGCCCGGUGUCGAGACGCGUGUGCCCAACUUCGGCUCCGCCUAUGGAUUCAGUAUAAAGCUUGAUGGGGCCACUGAAUAUUGCUUCAUAAAGCUCAACAAAGAAUUGGAAGCACUAGGAUAUCGCGAUGGAGAUACCCUUUUUGGAGCUCCAUAUGACAUACGACAUGCACCACCACUACCUGGUCAACCAUCUGAGGUGUACUCUGAUUACUUUGCUCGUGUCAAGGAUCUGGUGCAGCAUGCGAGCGAGAAGAAUGGGAACAAGCCGGUCAUCCUUGUCGGGCAUAGCUUUGGCGGAAUGAUCGCCCAAGAAUUUGUGAAUUCAACUACUCAAGAAUGGAGGAACAAGUUCAUCAAGCACAUGGUCCUCAUUGCGCCGACACCUCCAACGGGCUUGACGGAGGUGGUCACAAACCUUGCCUCGGGACCAACAGUCAUUAUUCUCCCGAAAGUAACGGCAAUUGCUUUGCGGCCCAUGUGGAGGACAUUUGCAAGUUCCAUUCUAUCCAUGCCAUCUCCCUGGGUUUUUGGUGACAAGCCACUCAUAAUCACUAAACACAGGAACUACACAGCCUAUGACUACUCAGAUUUUCUCACAGCGCUCGGCUUCAGCAAUGGACUCAUGCCCUUCAUGAAACGGGUGCUUCCGAAGAUGAUGAGGAUUUACGCACCAAUGGUUCCAACAACAUACCUCAAUGGUGUCGGCGUACAGACGCCGGAGCAGGAGGUUUACAUGGAUGGCAACUUUGAUGUCGCCCCAGAGCAUGUGUAUGGGGAUGGAGAUGGGAGCAUCAAUUUGAUUAGUAUGUUGGCGUUCGCCAACGAAUUGCAUAGGCAGCAUCUGGAGGGCAACAUAUACUUCAAUUUUAUCAAGAUCGAGCAUGCUACGCACUCCGGUAUUAUUGUUUCAGAUGAUUCUCUCAAGAUUGUUAUCGCUGAAAUUGUAAGAGCAAAUUGGUGA
This is a messenger RNA of Lolium rigidum, 1351 nucleotides long. RefSeq names its product lecithin-cholesterol acyltransferase-like 1. The record is from RefSeq and is a predicted model, not a curated record. Bases 44 to 1351 code for a protein of 435 amino acids. NCBI's taxonomy places the organism in Eukaryota, Viridiplantae, Streptophyta, Magnoliopsida, Poales, Poaceae. The transcript is spliced from 2 exons. Gene Ontology annotation, biological process: lipid metabolic process.